AAGCACAGACGGCAUGGAAGGGACGCAGGCCAAGCCUAUUAUAGGCAUCAUCGGAACAGGCCAGUUUGGCAAAGCAUUUGCCACGCGUCUCGGCUUCACCACUUAUCAGUUUCUUAUCGGUAGCCGCAACCCAUCAGGUAAACACGCCGUAACCGAGGAAACUGGAGAUGGCAACUCCGUUACCAUGGUUCCUUCUUCGAAUGAAGACGUCGCGAGGUCGUGUACUAUUGUGAUAGCAGCACUUCGACCCGAGCACUAUGAGGAGACCCUCAAACCUUUAGAGUCGCUUCUGGAAGGGAAAAUCGUCGUUGAUGUCAGCAACGCGUCGUCCUCUAGGUCGCUGUCGCGGGAAUCUCACGCGGAAGCACUGCAAGCCCUUCUCCCAGCGUCGCUCGUCGUUAAGGCGUUUAAUGUGGUGUCAGUGUACGCCUUGGAGACGGAGCUGUACGGAGGCGGGCGUGCGGUGUAUGUUUGCGGGAACAACUAUGAGGCGAAAUCCCAGGUCCACCAGCUGGUCCGAGACAUGGAGUUUGUCCCCAUUGAUUUUGGGGGGUUGCUGGCCGCUCGGAAGGUGGAACUGAUGACACUGGAGCUGUUCCCAGGAUGGGGUUUUCCCCUUCUUUUCUCCUUCUUUGUGUUGGUUGUAUCCACACUGAGCCUGUUGCUAAAAUUCUACUGGGUGCCCUUGACACCGAAGUACAACUACAACCAGUUCGCCUCCAUGAUGCUUAUGUUGGCCUUCGGGUUUGCCGCCCUUCAGCUGCUGGCGUGUGUGUAUCUCCCUGCCCCUCUCGCCGCCAUCUUGCAACUCGUGAACGGAACGAAGCACAAGGAGUUCCCUCGUUGGUUUGACGUGUGGAUGAAGGGCGNUGCCCUGCCCCAAUACGACCUGGCCUACCUGAGCGACUAUUACUAUGAAGUGGAGAUGGUGGACGUUGUACGACGCGUCAAUGCCUCAGACCUCGUCACGGCAUCCAUUCCCAUCGCUGGGAAGAUGAAUUGGAAAGGUGAGACGAUGCUCCUAGCCGGCACAAUUGCGCUGAUACUUAUGGCCAUUGUCGGGUUUGCCACCCUCCCCUCCGUGCAACAGACCCUCAGCUGGCGGGAAUGGACGUGCAUACAGUCCUACGUUGGUGCCGUCUGCUUUUUAACGAGUAUUGCGCAUGUUGUUUGCAUGGGGGGUGAGUACUGGCAGGAAACAGCCUUUUACGAGACCAAUUCCUGGAAUGUCCUGCUGUUCCCUUUUGUGGUUGUCCUCCUCAGGAUUUUGUGUCUGCUGCCGUGCAUCAGUAUCCCAGUGACCAAAAUACGCCGAGGGUGGGAGAGAAAGACGACAAACAGCCAAGCAAAUAUUGUCUAG
Messenger RNA from Lingula anatina, 1360 nucleotides. Its product is annotated as metalloreductase STEAP4-like. The record is from RefSeq and is a predicted model, not a curated record. Gene Ontology annotation, biological process: copper ion import. Gene Ontology annotation, molecular function: cupric reductase (NADH) activity; ferric-chelate reductase (NADPH) activity. Lineage: Eukaryota; Metazoa; Brachiopoda; Lingulata; Lingulida; Lingulidae. Gene Ontology annotation, cellular component: endosome; plasma membrane.